AAAUUGGAUCUAUAAAUUAAGCGCAAAGGCUUCUCCCUUCGCCGUCCCCUUCACCCCGUUGUUCUUCUAACACUUGUUUACACUAUUUCAAGGUAUGGAUAUUCUGAUCUUUAUCUGUCAUCUAUCAUAAUUUCAUUCCUUCUUUUUUAAUUAGAAAACAUUCAGUAGAAGUUUAUGCAUGUUCGUAUCUCUUUUUCAUUGAUAUCAAAACCUUCCUUUUCAUCCCAUUCAUUUCAUGGUUAACCAAUCUCUGCCUUUUUUUAUUUUUUUUCUCACCCAUUUCUCUGUUAUGCGAUGCUUCCUACCACAAUUCAUCAGAUGAACUUUCCAUCAUGCUUCACCUGUUUCCUAGCAUCAAUAACUCUGUACAAUCUAUAAGAUUUAAAACCCUAAACCCCUGUAUCUCUCUGUCUAGACUUUGUCAUUUCAAAGCGAAAAGGGGUUUCGAUUCUUUAAACCAAACAUCAUCUGUCCAAAAUAGUGUUGCAGUGUUUUGGGAUUUGGAUAACAAGCCCCCAAAUGCAUUCCCUCCAUUUGAAGCCGUUGUUAAGUUGAAAACAGCAGCUUCUUCAUUUGGGGUUGUAAGGUCCAUGGUGGCCUAUGCUAACCAACAUUCGUUUAGCUACGUACCAAAAGCUGUUCGGGAGCAGAGAAGAGAGAGGAAAUUGUUGAAUCAGUUGGAAAAUAAAGGCGUGAUCAAGUCAAUUGAUCCAUAUGUUUGUAAAGUUUGUGGGAGAAGAUUUUACACCAACGAGAAACUUGUUAACCAUUUUAAGCAAAUUCAUGAGCGUGAGCAUCAGAAGAGGGUGAAUCAAAUAGAAUCUGCUAGAGGGAGCAGAAGGGUGAAAUUGGUGGGUAAGUACUCGAUGAAAAUGGAGAAGUACAAAAAUGCCGCUAGGGAGGUUUUGACACCGAAAGUUGGGUAUGGUUUAGCUGAUGAGUUGAAAAGGGCAGGGUUUUGGGUUGGGACUGUCUCAAAUAGGCCACAAGCUGCAGAUGUUGCAUUGAGGGAUCACAUGGUGGAUGUGAUGGAUAAGAGGAAAGCCGAGUGUUUGAUGCUCGUGUCUGAUGAUUCUGAUUUUGUUGGUGUUUUGAAGGAGGCGAAACUGAGGUGUUUGAAGACGGUUGUUGUGGGGGAUGCCGAUGAUGGGGCAUUGAAAAGAGUUGCAGAUGCUGGGUUUUCUUGGACAGAAAUAUUGAAGGGAAAAGCUAAGAAAGAGGCAGUAUCCGUUGUGGGGAAGUGGAAAGACCGUGAUAUCUUGAAGAAACUAGAGUGGACGUAUGAUCCAGAGGUGGAGAGGAAGUUAUAUGGCUCUGAAGAUAUGUUUGAUGAUGAGAGUGAGGAUCUGGAUUUUGAUGGUAGUGAUGAUGGAAACAGUUCUGAUUAUAUACAUAAGGAAGAUUCUGGUGCUUGGUGGGAGUUGGACACUGAAUCUGAUCCUGAUUCUUCCAAGUCGCAAUAAUAAUGCAGAUGUUGCCUUCGCCAUCGUAGCUUGCCGAGUUCGUAUCAAGUUAUCAACUUGGGUACGUUAACGUCUGCAUUGUGGUUCUGAAGCUGGGUUCGUUCCUUGAGAUGAAAUUCAGAUGAUCCCUUUCUGACUUUUAGAUAACUUUAUUGAACAUCUUAAACCAUAUUUCUGACUUUUAAAAUAAUAUAAUUAUUCUUUUGUUCUUA
Messenger RNA from Gossypium raimondii (Peruvian cotton), 1675 nucleotides. RefSeq lists its product as hypothetical. Gene Ontology annotation, molecular function: RNA nuclease activity. Bases 333 to 1463 code for a protein of 376 amino acids. NCBI's taxonomy places the organism in Eukaryota, Viridiplantae, Streptophyta, Magnoliopsida, Malvales, Malvaceae. The transcript has a single exon. The record is from RefSeq and is a predicted model, not a curated record.